UUUCGAAAAAUGAACUUUGUGAGAACAACUAGAGUUGGCCAUAAAGAAAAUAUUCUUGCUCUGGAUAUUAAUACUGAUGGAAUAUUAUCAAGUGUUGCUGAGGAUGGUCAUUGUAUAUUGUGGUCAACAGACGGCCAGAUUCUCCAUGAUAUAAAUGUCAACAAUGAACAUGGUUUGACCUCAGAUGAAUAUCCUCUAAAUUCUGUCACCUUCAAUCUAUCAGACGGUAACAAGUUCUAUGUUUCAUCAGGAAUGCAAGUUCUGGUAUAUGAUAUGAGAAAAUGUUCAGCAUAUCUUACUAAAUUUGAUUUAAAUGAAGACGAAAUUAACCAACUAUGUGUAAACAGCACAGGGCGAUAUUUGGCCGCUUGUGAUGACCUGGGUGAAAUAAAAGUCAUUGAUAUUCAGGAAUCACGCUUGUUUAAGACAUUAGGCAGGCGUCAUGAUAACAUAUGUUCCUCUGUACAGUUCAGGCAUAAAAAAUCUUGGCAACUUCUGAGUGCAGGACUUGACUGUAAUAUUAUUAAUUGGGAUUUUUCAAGCGGGAAGCCACAGCAAAUAUUUAAUAUGAAUGAUCAUAUAUUGAAACAGACAGAAGGCAACCAAACAUCAUUUAUUAAUCCUCCAUUUGUUCAUUCACUUUCGGUUGCUAAAGAUGGCAAGACAUUUGCAACAGGAUUAGGUAUAAAAUUCAAGUCUAAAAAACAUUAUUUUUGAAUAAAUUAAGUUUAACUCAUCAGCACCUAACAUCUCGAUCGCCUUGACAAGUAAAAUCCUGUGGUAUUAAGCCAGAGUCAAGCAAGGAUGAGAGUUGACAAGCAAGAGUUUGCUUGAGAGUUUUCUCAACUAUCAUCCUUGUUUGAACACAGGUUUGACUGGGGUCAGCAUAAAAUAGCAAAGUGAGUGGCAUACGGUAUAAAUAAUUAUAUUAAGGUGCAAGUAUGUUAUAUAUAGCAUGUCCAUCUAGCCAGUAUUCACUCAGUAAUAACCAGUAGCUUUAAUUAGUUUGUGGUUACUGUGAUUAUUACUCAGGUUAAAUCAGAACCAUGAUUUUCAAGACUUUCAAAAUUAUUUUAAGUAAGCAUCUGUGGUGAGAAAGUAGGUGGCUGAAAGAGUAAUUUAACAAAUAUAGGAUAAGUUUUGACAACUUUUCAAGUGUGGUUCAAAUUGGUAGUCAGCUAUGCUUGUGUACUGCAGUAUAAGAAUGGAUAAAAUUCUUGUUUGGAAAGAAAAUGUGUCUUUAAAAAAUGCUAAAAUGUCAGGUAGUGAUUGACCGAUAGUCAGCAUCGGGCCGAUUUUUGCCUUAUCGGUAGACAAUCGAAAUCGGUAGAAUUAUCUAUAUUUCCGAUGGUCUAAAACUGAUUGUUGAGAAAAUACGCACUUGAAAAAUUAUAUGCAUUUCGCGUUGAUACACGUUGCGUUUUAACGCAAUAUGUUAAAUUAAUAUGUGAAACGUGCCAUUUAUUAACGGUUUUAACGAUCUUUGGUUGCAGUAACAUGUUACGUUGGCAAUUAUCUUUAAAAACGACAUGAAUGAUGUCACCUUUACUCGGUCGACUGAUAUUAUGACGUCAUUAUAAAAUCGUUAACGGCAUAGGUGUCGGAUAGGUUGUGACAUGAAUAAUCGGUAAUUUCCGAUUGUUGCACAAUCGGUCAAUCACUAAUGUCAGGACUUUGAUGAAUAUGGGUUGGGAAAAAGCAAAAACAUUUCCAACAAAAGUCGCUUCUUCAUCUUAUUGUAUUUGUUGCUUGUUUUCGGUUUUUAGUUUUUAGAUGAUGUAAUGUCAAAAAUCACUUCUAUAUGUUUGUUCUCUCUUGCCAAUGGUUUAUAAACGUCAGAAAUUUGAUGGAAAAUGCAGAUUUAGCAGUGCGUGUAGAGUAAUGUUUUAAAUAAAUUAGCCGGCGGUGAACGUCGUAACACCCCCGGGAGUUCCGGCAGCUGCCGGCUUAUUUUGAAAGCCCUAUGUUUGUUAUAUCAAUUACAUAAAUUAUAUAAUAUAGUUUACUCAGUUUUCCAUUUCUAUAUGCUAGGUAAUGGAGAGAUCGGAUUGUUUCAAUUUCAAGGAAAGUCAUCCACAUGCACUGAGAGGUUAAAAUGUCAUGAUUCAGAAGUGAGUCAAGUGUAUUAUUUCAAUUUUGGCAGCACUGAACGAUGUCUGGUGUCUGGUGGAAAUGAUGGCAAGAUUAAUAUUUGGAAAGAAAUUCAGACAGGAAAAAAUGUUAAAUAUGAGUUGUAUCAUAAGAUACUUCAUGACAGUAAAAUAAACUGGAUAACUUGUUCUUCGUUUAAAAAAGAUUGUUUAUUUGUUGCUGAUCAGUCUUCAAAUGUAACUGUUUAUGAAUUAAAGUAA
Paramuricea clavata is the source of this 2351-nucleotide messenger RNA. The record is from the annotation of a GenBank genome assembly. NCBI's taxonomy places the organism in Eukaryota, Metazoa, Cnidaria, Anthozoa, Malacalcyonacea, Plexauridae.